AUGAGGUUCUUCAAGACACUGAAAGCAGUUAUAUUCGCAGGUGCAUUUUGUGGAUCAGAUGCAUUAAAACAAACGCCAUUAGGUACUGAUGUGAAUAAGUUUGAACUACAAUCAGAGCCGCAGUUGGUUACAGGUUGUUUGAGCGCUUGUAGUGCGUUACGAGAAGAUUUCGGUUCCCAAGUUACAUUCUCUGAUGAGAGAUUGUAUGAAAACGAGUUGUCACGCUUCUGGUCGCUUCAGCAGUCUCAGACACUGCCGGCGUGCAUUUUUCUUCCCGAGAGCUCGCAUGAUGUUGCAUCCGCUGUAAUACUUGCACGAAGAUCCAAUUGCCCUUUUGCUGUCAAAUCAGGCGGCCACGCAGCGUUUUCUGGCGCGUCGAAUUUGGAAGGUGGUCUCACCAUCGAUUUAGUCGCAAUAAACGAUAUCACAGUCAACAAAGAGCGGGCAACAGUAUCUGUUGGCCCAGGAAACGGAUGGGGAGAUGUUUAUCGCCAAUUAGAAAAUCAAAACCUGACCGUCGUUGGCGGGCGUAUAGCGGACGUCGGCGUUGGUGGCUUAUCGCUCGGAGGGGGUAUCUCCUUCUUCAGUAACAGGCAUGGAUGGGCAUGCGAUAAUGUUGCAAGCUAUGAAGUUGUUACAGCUUCAGGAGACAUAAUCAUAGCUACUCCAACUUCUCACAAAGCUUUGUAUCAUGCGCUUCGAGGCGGGGGUAACAAUUUUGGCAUAGUGACCAAUUUUGAAUUGCAUACCUAUCCUCACGAUAGAGGCCUAAUGUGGAUAGGAAAGGUAGUUCAUGCUGGUGCUCGCAACAACAGUCUUAUCGAGGCUUUUGUGAACUUUGGAGAGAGAGGACGGGAUCCCAGUGCUACAAUGCUUUUCAGCAUCGUUUACCUUCAGAAAGGGAGCAAUUUUAUUUGCGUGAGCGAGCUGGACUACGCUGAGCCAAUAGCGGAUGAAGAAGUGCAUCCAACAGUGUUUGAUGCUUUUUUCAAAAUCGAAGAGCCUAUCCAGGUGACAAAAUCAACAAAAACCAUAGUCAACGUUAUUGAAGAUCACAGUGUCUCGAACCCUAAUGGACUGCGUCAAAGCUACUGGACUGCAACAUUUCAUCUGGAUCUCAGACUCGCACAGGGGAUCAGUGACCUCUGGGUACAAAUUUUGGAUCCCAUAAAAGAUAAAGUGGCUGGUGUCAUACCGGUCUUGACAUUUCAGAUCAUUACCACAUCUAUGAUGGAACACAUGGGCGAUAAAAAUGGCAAUUCACUGGGAUUAGAACACGAGAAAGAGCCACUCAUGCUUGUUGCCUUGAGUGCCAUGUGGAGAGAUGCAGCUGAUGAUGAUAUCGUAUUUGAAGCAUAUUCUAAGUGGCUGGCCGAAUCCACCUUGCGUGCUCAGGAGCUGGGACUCAAUCAUCGGUAUAUCUACAUGAAUUAUGCAAGUCAGUUCCAAGAUCCUAUUCGAGGUUAUGGAGAGACAAACGUUGCCAAAUUGCACAAUGCCGCAAAGGAGUACGAUCCAGAUGGUGUCUUUCAAGUUCUACAACCGGGGUACUUCAAGCUUUGA
This is a messenger RNA of Talaromyces rugulosus, 1563 nucleotides long. RefSeq lists its product as uncharacterized. NCBI's taxonomy places the organism in Eukaryota, Fungi, Ascomycota, Eurotiomycetes, Eurotiales, Trichocomaceae. Gene Ontology annotation, molecular function: FAD binding. The record is from RefSeq and is a predicted model, not a curated record. The transcript has 2 exons. The coding region runs from base 1 to 1563 and encodes 520 amino acids.